Messenger RNA from Carcharodon carcharias (great white shark), 1836 nucleotides. RefSeq names its product podocin-like. The record is from RefSeq and is a predicted model, not a curated record. NCBI's taxonomy places the organism in Eukaryota, Metazoa, Chordata, Chondrichthyes, Lamniformes, Lamnidae. The coding region runs from base 33 to 1256 and encodes 407 amino acids. The transcript has 8 exons. Gene Ontology annotation, cellular component: plasma membrane.
GUAAGCUUUCAUCCAGUGGAUCAUUAAGAACAAUGGAAAAGAACUCAAGGGCUUCAGGACGUUCCUCAAAGAAUUCACAAAGGAGACAAAACGAUUUUUCCACUGGGGAAAAGGGUGUACAAAACAAAGAUAAGAAAAGCAACAGCAGGAACUUCAGUAUGAACAAGGGAAAAACAACCCAAAUGAAAAACCCAGUAACAGAGGACUCAAAGAGGAAGACAGGGAGAAAGGAAAAGAUACCACUAGAAAACUCUCUCAGUGCUGAUAGUAAGGCGACAAGCUCCACCAUAGUGGACGUGGACAAUGUAGUGAACUCAGAUGAGAAUGAGAGUGAGGAAUGCAGUGCCUUGAAUGAAAUUGAAACAUUAGAGGAAGGUAUCAAGCACCGAAGUCCAGGGAUCUGCGAGUGUAUUCUGACAUUCCUUACUUUGUUGCUGAUUCUUGUCUCAUUCCCAGUUUCUGUCUGGUUGUGUGUUAAGGCAAUCCAAGAAUACGAGCGUGCGGUGAUAUUCAGACUGGGACGACUGUUACCUGGGAGAGCCAGGGGGCCAGGUCUCUUCUUCUUCAUGCCGUGUCUGGACACUUACCACAAAGUGGAUCUACGUGUCAAAACAUUGGAGGUCCCAUUUCAUGAAGUUAUAUCCAAAGACAUGGUGACUGCUCAGGUGAAUGCCAUCUGCUAUUAUCGGGUAGAGAAUGCCCCCCUCUCUUUAACAAGAGUCGGUAACUCUUCUGUCUCAGUAUCACUGCUGGUGCAAACCAUUAUUAAAAGGAACUUAGCACGUCGGAAAUUCAAUGAGAUUCUCCUGGAAAGGAAAAGCAUUGGUGAUGAGAUCAAGGUAUCAUUGGAUGCAGCAACCUGCAACUGGGGAAUCAAGGUGGAACAUGCUGAAAUAAAAGAUGUCCGCUUGCCAGCAGAACUUCAGUAUUCAUUAGCAGUGGAAGCAGAAGCACACAGACAAGCCAAAGCCAAGGUGAUUGCGGCUGAAGCUGAGAAGGAGGCCUCAGAAGCCCUGAAAAUUGCAGCUGAUGUUCUGUCUGGAUCUUCUGCUGCUGUCCAGCUGCACUACCUUCACACACUACACGCACUCUCUGCUGAAAAAACCUCUACUGUCGUCUUGCCAGUGCCUUUUGAACUCCUUAACACCAUGUCAGCUGUUACCCAGAAAUCUUUAGUAGCCACUGCUGUAGCUGGAGCACGAGAAACAGCAGGACCUCAGCUGCAAGAAACCAAGACUGACUCUCCAAUGUUGUAAUGAUGGAAAUGACUCAAUUCAAAUUGACAAGGAUUGCAUACUAUUUCUUUCUGCUAGAUAUAUAGGUACCUUUGUCACCAUACUGAAGUACACAGCCAACCACCAAUAUUGUGGAAGAACAAUCUGCAAAUUAAUUAUGAGGCAUGGGAACAUUUUAUUGCAAGUAUUUUGCAUAAAAUAUUCAACAUUUAUGGAAGUUAAGAAAAAAACAGGGUUAGUACUUAAUGAAGUCAAGCAAUAGAGAGCAAUGAUACAUAUCCCCUUCCACAGAAUAUUAUCAAAUUUAAUCAAUUAGAAUGCCUUGUGCAUUUACGAACAAGGAGCAGUAGGCCAUUCAGCCCCUCAAACAUGCUCCACCAUUUAAUAAGAUCAUAGCUGAUCUGAUAAUAACCUCAAAUCUGCAUCCCACCUAACCCUGAUAACCUAUCACCCCCUUGCUUACCAAGAAUCUAUCCACCUCUGCUUUAAAAAUACUCAAAGACUCUGCUUCCACCACCUUUUCAAAAAGAGUUGCAAAGACUCAAGAUCGUCUGAGUGAAAAAAUUUCGCCUCAUCUGUUUUAAAUUGGAGAUCCCUUAUU